CGGCACCCUCCGUAAGGACCGCUUCCUGUUUCCGGCUUCUGCUCCCGGGCUGCUGAAGCUGUUGGGGCGGGCGGAGCGGGCUGGUGCUUAGAGACGGCGCGAGACUGAAGCAGGAGCAGCAGCAGCAGCAGCAGCAUGGCAACCGCCGCGGUGAGCGACAAGCCUCUUUCCCUUCCAGGAAAGAGACCCGGAUUAAUCGCAACUUUUUUGGGUGGGGAGGAAAGGGGGUCCGGGGCGUCCCCCUGCCCUCCGUUUGCCUCCGUGCGUCGCCCUAGGGCUGCCCCCGGAGCCUCACCGGCCCCAUCUGAGGGGAGUGGGGGUGGGGAAUCUCCUCAGAAGUUUGUGCGACUCCCGACCGCAACGUGGGACAGCUCAGUUUGUCAGAACAGGAGACUCUGAAUUUCAGGGUCGCGAGUUCGAGUCCCACGUGGGGGGCAAAAAAUGGUCCUGGCUUUGCAGGGGGUCGGGCCAGAUGACCUUCGUGGUCCCUCCCAACCCCUACAAUGCUGUGGUGAUUCCCAUCAGCCCCGGCCCCCCAUGGCCAGCAGUCAGGGAUUAUUCAAGUUGCAAGAAAGGAGAUACCGACUAAACAUGAGGAAGAACUUUCCGACAGUGGAAUGGAGUCUGCCUUGGGAGGUCAUGGGCUCUCCUUCCUUGGAGGUUUUUAAGCAGAGGUUGGAUGGCCGCCUGUCAUGAAUGCUUUAGCUGAGAUUCCUGCAUUGCAGGGGGGGUGGACUGGAUGACCCCUGGGGUCCCUUCUAAAUCUACAAUUCUAUGAUGGGCAUAGUCCAGCGAGAACCGGAGGGCCACAGGUUUCACCCCCACCGCUUACUGAAGACAAAUACAUCCAUCUCAUGUGUUUUCAAAUCAGGAUUUUUCUCCAACGAGCUCCAGCUGGGAUAAAAUUCUAGAGUUGAAAGCCACCCCAAAUGGUCACCUAGACCAACCCCUGGCAAUGCAGGAAUUUCAACUAAAGCGUCCAUGUCAUUCGGCGGAGGGAACCUGUUCCACUGUGGGAUAGUCUUUGCUGUCAAGAAAGCUCCCUGUGUAGUGUAGCGAUAAAAGUGCAAAGCUAAGCAAGAUCUAGUAUGGCUUCAAAUUGGAUUGGGGCCUGCCUGUUGGGAUUCCUGCCUUUCAAGUGGUUGGGGAUCCCAUCCAACUCUACAGUUCAGUGAUUCUCAGAAAAUUCUUCCUGGUGUACAGUAUAGUCAGAAUCUCCUUUCUUGUGACUUGAAGCCAUUGAUUUGGGUCUUGCCCUCAAGAGCAGGAGGAAACAAGCUUGUUCCACCUUCUAUGUGACAGCCCUUUAGAUAUUGGAAGAUGGUUAUAAUAUCUCCCUUCAGUCUCCUCUUAUCCAUGGUUAACUUUCAUUUCCCUGCAUCAGUUAAUUUGAGACUGGUUGUCGUUAGUGAAUUUCAAGGCUGAGCUGGAUGGUGAUGGUCAUUGAAUGGCUGAGUAAGGGGUUUUCUGUCACGUCAACCACUGCACCCCUCUUAAGGACACCACAUGGGCUCUCAUAUAAGCUUUGCAGAUAUAGCCUGCAAACAUUUACGUUUUGUGGUUUUACCUUGUAAACCUUGAGGGCCCAGUCAAGGAAAAAGGCAAGGUUUUCUCUCCUCCAUCUUUGUCAUCCUUCUUUGCCCUUUCUAUAUCCAUCACUUGAUUGUUUCAGAAACUGGGUAUUCAGUAGUUGUGGAAAGUCACAUCCAAAUACAUGAAAGGAUUUAGAAUGCUUGUGUUUAGAAUGCUUUGUGGUGAUGAGGUAUGAAAUGUAGUGUAACUCUUCCUCCGAAACGUGUCCACUGAUACCUGGAUUUUGGCAGGCCUCAUUAAAUCAUUUUCUCUUUCAGGCUACCAAGGUCCCUGAAGUUCGGGAUGUCACCCGGAUUGAACGGAUUGGUGAGUUUCCAUUGCUCCUUGACCUGGGAUUGUCUCCCAUUUUUGCCUGGCGUUCCAAUUUAUUAUAUCUCUCUUCAGGUAUUUGUCUAAACACAUGGGGGUUAAAAGUGUAUAAAGAACUGGGGGCAUGCACAUGAAAGGGACUUUGCAUGCCUGACCAAACAUGCUGAGGAGCCUUUGUGCAUUUGGGAACUCUGUGUUAUUUGAAUUCUAAAUUGCACAAGGAUGCAUGUUCAGUUGAAUGUGCAUAGGUGCUCCUGGGCUCAGUGGACAGGCACUGCCAUGCCAAUGGACAUUGGGGCAGGUCUUCCAUCACUGUACACUUUUAACCUUUGGAUGGCAUCUUGUACACCUCCUUCCGGCAGCCAACUGGCAGCCAAGCUGGUGCCAAAUGUAUUGCUCUGCUUGCUUUUGGACCACAUCAGUGAGGCUGAGAAAGGGGUCAUGUCAUCUGGGCAGCCCAGGACCUCCAUGCACACUGUUUGCGCCCUGGAGAGGUCACUCUGGUGCUGUUAACGCAGCAAAAACAAUGCGGGAGGCAGCAAUACGAGUUACCAGUCUCUGCAGUCACAGCAGGCGCUGUGAUUCUACAGUGGUUUGACUUCACCCCCUGGAGACACACUCCAUUAUCUCUUGAGACAGACAGAUGACAACCGAAAGAGUUGAAGCAAAUGCCUGAAUAGGACUUGUCAAGUUCUUCAGUGAAGAUUAUGUUGCUUUCUCCAUGGAAGUAAAUGCUUUAAAAAAGCAUAUUUGAUCAAGGGGCAGGACAAGGACAGAUGGGUUUGUGGGUCACUGACCAUCUAAUAAUAGUCUACAUGUCUCUCACACAGGUGCCCACUCCCACAUUAGAGGACUUGGCUUAGAUGAUACGUUGGAACCCAGACAGGUACCUGGAAAAAGAGCUUUCAGAGAGUUGCUAGAUUGGUGUGGGUGGGUGGGUGGGUGAUUGGUAAAAUCUAAUCAAAUAGAAAGUGGAAUACUAGGAGCUUUCAGAAUAUAUAAUAACAGAUGAGUGGUACAGAGGUUGUUGCUAUGCAUUGUGGAUGUAGAGGCACUUGUUUCUGGGGCCACAUAUGUAGUAUGAUCAUGUUUUUUCUAUGCACAUAACUUUGAAAGUGCUAAAGCUUCCUGGGUUUUAACGCUGACGCGCUCACCUUGCUCUGCCUCUGGUUAUCUUUGUCCAGCCAAUUGCAGUGGAAAGUAAGGGAUUUGCCAACAUCAUAAAAAAUAUAGAUUAGCCCCUUUCCCACCAUUUUCCAUGCAAGAGGGGGAUGGGAGUGGGUUGCUGGAGGGUAAUGAAACGGUGAAUGCAAGUGAUUUGAAUGAAAGCUAUAGGUGUUGGCAUUGGGAUCAUAAGCCUUUAUGUAGCUUUUUAAUGUUUGUGGGUGCAUUCAUGGAUUUACAGGGGGCAGGGUGAAAUAAAAAGGAAUAAAUAAGGGAUAGUACAGAGUGGGAAUGAGGAGGAAGGUAGGGUGCUGUGUAUGUGUUUGAGAGGAAUACGGAUCUGUGAUUGUGCAAACAAGGGAAUAAAUGAAGUGUGGGGCCUUUUGGUUUUCCUGUUCCUUCACUGUUUUCUCUCCCUCUCCCCACCACCUGGCUAGGUGUCCCAGGGCAUGGUAGGACAACUAGCUGCCCGUCGAGCUGCUGGUGUGAUCUUGGAGAUGAUCAAGGAGGGGAAGAUUGCUGGUCGGGCCGUCCUGAUCGCUGGCCAACCAGGCACGGGAAAGACCGCCAUUGCUAUGGGUAAGGUCCAGACACUUCUGCUGACACUUGAAGUAGGGAUAGUGCCAGAGGCAGCAUUAUUAUCUAUUUACAAUGGAGUGGAAGGUUCACAGGCUAUGAAGGACUUGUUCACAAAUUUAUUGACAGCUGCACAAAUUAUUAUACAGUGGUACCUCUAGUUACAGACUCGAUGUGUUCCGGGGUGCUGUUCGCAUCCCGAAAAGUCCGCAAGUAGAGUACCACUUCUGCGCAUGCGCAUGGUGCAAUAGAGUGCUUUGCACGUGUGCGAGACGCUCAGAGCGCUUCUGCGCAUGCACGUAUGGUGAAACCCAGGAGUAUACACUUCCGGAUUUGCUGCGUUUGUAUCCUGAAAAAACACAACCAGAGACUGAUGUAACAAGGUACGACUGUAGCCAGGAAGUGGAAGGGGCAAGCAGAAUAUAAAAUGGAAGAAUGGUAUAAAGAGGUGUGGGAUAUAGCUAUUAAUGAUAAAUUAACAUGUGCCAUUAAGUUAAGACAGGGAAUAUGCAGAAAUGAUUUUGAGGAUAUAUGGAAGGCGUUUGUAGAAUUUGUACUAUUAAAAACGGAAAGGGGUCAAAUCAUCGCAAGAGGUGUUGAAAUUUUGGGAGGUUGGAUAGUUACAAUGGAAUGGUCUCGGGGGUGGGGUGCAUAUUUUUAUUCUUAUUUAUUUAUGAAUCCUACUUUGUCAAAAUAUUUUUUAACGUGUAAAAGAACGUAUAAAAUGUAAAUAAAUGUAUAAAAUAUAAAUAAAAGAAUGAAAAAAAGAGAAAGAAGUCGUGUGUUGUAAAACCAAGCUGCCAUUUCUUCUCUCAGGAAUGGCGCAGGCCCUGGGCCUUGACACCCCUUUCACAGCCAUUGCUGGCAGCGAGAUCUUCUCCUUGGAGAUGAGCAAGACUGAGGCGCUGACUCAAGCCUUCCGGCGCUCCAUUGGCGUCCGUAUCAAGUGAGGAGCAGCUGGGAGGUCUUUUGUUCUCUGGGGGUGGCUUGGGAAUUUAAAACAGGACAUUGAGGCUGGGCACUGGAGGAUUCAAACAGAAGUGAGGGGAAUCAACAAGGAGGAUUCUAGGAAGCUUUGAAAAAACUUGUUGAGCAUGAGAGCUGGGCAGCAACAUGUUUGGUGGUUGGUUUUGGCUUUUGUAGCAUUCUGCACGGUUCAUUUAAUGCCACCUUAGCUGCUAAUGGGAUAAAAUAGGUCUUCAGAAAAUAAACUAGAAGCCAGUGUCUUAAAUUCUCUGGCUGGAGAGUGGCGCACACAGCAAAGCAAGGCCUGUUGGAUUCCUCAGCUGCCUCUGAAAUUAUAUUUCCAGCUCUUCUUUUUGAUGAAAGUGUGGUACUCUGCAGUCCACCCUCUUUGCCUGCUGAGAUCAGUUUUAUCCCCUUAUUCUUGCAGGGAGGAAACAGAAAUCAUUGAAGGUGAAGUGGUUGAGAUCCAAAUAGAUCGCCCAGCGACUGGCACUGUGAGUUGAGGCUGGAGUAUAAUACAGGGAUGGCAGGCUAGCUAUUACCCAGUAAUGGCAGCACUGCACACAGCAGCCCAUUUAUCAAGGUAACAAGCGCUGGAGGGAUGUUGACUGUCUCCUUCUCAUUGCAGGGUGCUAAGGUGGGGAAGCUGACACUGAAGACAACCGAAAUGGAGACCAUCUAUGACUUGGGCACCAAGAUGAUUGAGUCCCUGACCAAGGAGAAAGUACAGGCUGGGUGAGCCAGGGCCGGGCAUGGAGGUGGGGCACAGGUGCGAAGGGAGAGCCAGUGGGGAAGGGCACAGAGAGUUAGGGUUCCUGAGCUGUCUGGUAUCUGUGAAGGAAGUCAGGAUUGCUGGUUUCUGUGGACAACAGGAAGCACACUUGAGUGACAAAUCGAAGCAGGAAAGGAUGGGGUGGGGAAUGUCUAAUAUUGAAGGAGUGAUAAAGGUGAACACAGUUCGUGAAUAGCACAGAGGAGUAUUUAAUACAUUACCUGGAAAUGAGAGGACAUGGCUUGGGAAGGCCUGAAGUUCAGCCAUCUUUAUACUUUGCCCCUACAGGCCCACAUAAAUUAAUAAUAAUAGUAAGGUAAAAAGGUAAAGGACAGUCAAAGGCGACUGUGGGAUUGCGGCGCUCAUCUCGCUUUCAGGCCGAGGGAGCCGGCGUUUAUCCAACAUUCAGCUUUCCGGGUCAUGUGGCCAGCAUGACUAAACCGCUUCUGGCACAACGGGACACCGUGAUGGAAACCAGAGCGCACGGAAACGCCGUUUACCUUCCCGCCACAGUGGUAUCUAAUUAUCUACUUGUAUAGGUGUGCUUUUGAACUGCUAGGUUGGCAGGAGCUGGGACAGAGCAACGGGAGCUCAACCCGUCACAGGGAUUCGAACUGCCGACCUUCCGAUCGGCAAGCCCAAAUGGCUUAAUGGUUUAGACCACAGUGCGGCCUGCGUCUAAUAAUAAUAAUAAUAAUAAUAUCCUGCCCAUCUGACUUGGUUGCCCCAGCCACUCUGGGUGGCUUCCAACAUAUAUAAAAACAUAAAACAUUACACAUUAAAAGGCUUCCGUAUACAGGGCUGCUUCUAAAUGUCUUCUAAAGCUGCUGACUCUUACAGAACAAACAGACAGUAUGUGUAUCCCUCCUUACAUGAGAAGAUUGACUCAGAAUCAUUAAUGUCAGAGGUCCACAAAUUACAGCUAGGUUUGGCAGCCAAGCGUUCAUUUACACUUGCCGGCUGCAAUGUCCGAUCCCACCCUGAUAGUGCAGCAACGUUACAUGAAUUUAGCAAGAAGGAUAUUGUCUGAUGAAGUUCUGCAGCUCAGGCUUGAACAGAGUGACUAGCUCAGCUUCCUAUGGCUCCACACCUUUUGAAUUUCCCCUAACUGAGGAUCCUCCUUAGCGCUGCAUUUUCUCCCCAGAGAAAUUGAAGGUUAGUUAUUGAAGGUUAGUGUAGGUUAGGCUUCUUGCCACCCAUAACCAUGAAUGGAAAGAAAUACAGCCUACCCUACUAAGCGCUCUUCAACUCGUGCAUCAGUUUUGAGGAGAGAAGAUAAAUUAACUUGCCCUCCUGAGGCGAUGGCAGGUGUGUCCUUUGCGAGGUGUCUUCCACCCAGAGCCAAAAGGCGGGGCUCAGUCCUCAUAUUUCCUCCUUCUUUUUGUGUCCGCAGGGAUGUCAUUACCAUUGACAAAGCCACGGGGAAGAUCACCAAACUAGGACGCUCCUUUACCCGGGCAAGGGACUACGAUGCUAUGGGUUCGCAGGUAUUUGCAGUGGGGGGUGAGAAGUGCAAAUUGAUGUGAGGUGAUGGGAGAUCCCAAGGCUCCGUUGAUGGUGGCUGCCUGUGAGGGGUGACCUUUGCAUGCUGUAGUUAGAUGCCAUAGCUCAGUGGAGCACCUGCUUCGCACACAGAAAGUGCCCAGCUCAUUCCCCAACAUCUCCAGGUCAAAGGAUCUCGGGGAGAUGGGCCUGAAACCCUAGGGCAGGGAUGAGGAACCUGUGGUCCUCCAGAUGUUCUUAGACUACAACUCCCAUCAUCCUUUACCAUCUGCCAUGCUGGCUAGGGCCAAUGCAAGUUGUAGUCCAGUAACAUCCCGAGGCCCACAGGUUACCCAUCCCUGCCUUAAGAGAGUUGCUGGCUGUUAGAGCAGAUAGAUGGACCCACAGUUUAAUUUCACGUAAGUUAGCUUUGUAUGUCUUUGUCUUGCAAGAGUUUCCUGCCCCUGGGCUUGAGCAUGAAUGGGCUUGGGUGCCAGGCACGAGAAGCAUUCAGGUCUUCCAACUGCCUAUAUUAUUCUCUGUCCUAGACCAAGUUUGUCCAGUGCCCUGACGGGGAGCUGCAGAAGCGCAAGGAAGUGGUGCACACAGUCUCGCUGCACGAAAUUGAUGUCAUCAACAGCCGCACACAGGGAUUCCUCGCACUCUUCUCUGGUAUGACGAUAUGGAUGAACUGGAGGGAGUGGGGUGGAAGUCGUUCAUUGGAAACCUGGAGUUGGAGCAUGGGUAGGCAAACUAAGGCCCGGGGGCCAGAUCCGGUCCAAUCGCCUUCUAAAUACUAAGAAUAAUUUUUUAUUAACCGACCAAUCACAUCAAAUCAAACCAAAUUACAUAAAUUCCAAAUUACACAGCCAAAUUUUAAAUUUUUGUUGGGCGUACCCAUAUUUCAAGUUCCGAAGGGGAUCCAAUCAACUUCUUGCUUCUUGCUGCUGUUUUAAUGUCCACAAAUCUAACCUUAUGAUGUUCACAGUACUAUCCAGUCCUUUCUUAUUGUUUUUCCACAUCUCUUGUUGUUAUUUUCAUAUAUUUUUCCUUUCUCUUUGUGACCUCUGAUAGUCUCCACAAGCUGGUUAGAACAGUUUGUAAUCCUGCGUGGAUAUUAUUAUUUUUAUCCAGUAACCAUAUCCAGACGUUUUCCAUAUAACAUCAAAACAGUCUUAGCGUCAUUAAUCUUCACCAAUCUGCCUCCUUUCUCAAAACCUCUGAGGAGAUUCACUAGGAAUGCAGUCUGAAAACAAGUCCGUUUUUCCUCCCGGCUAUAAAUCCUUUGGCAAGAUGGCAACUCCGAAUUAAUUGCUGUGCCAUUCCCAAAAGCUCUUAUUGCUUCUUGAUCUCCAUAAAGCAUACUUUUGGUUAAAGUUUAUCUCCACACAGACCUUAAUCAUCCUGCUUGGGUCAGUUCAACCGACGAUUCUAAUGAGGAGGGGUUCUUGUAAAUCACAUAGAAGGAAAGUAAAAAAGGUCCCCCCCCCCAUUCAGUCCCGUUGUCAAUAUACCCAGCCUUUGGUGUAUCUUCAUCGUAAAAUAUUCCUGUUUCUCCAACCCGUCGUCUUCUUUCGCAGAGGUCACUUAAAUUAGCAGACUUCACUCCCCUUCUUCACUUGAAAUAUGUGCAUUUGCUUCUUUUGUAAUUAAUUAUUCCAAAUUGCUGCAACUAGUGCACGAUCAGAGACAGCGUCCAGGAGAGCCAAGGUCCACAUGGGGGCAUUCUGCCUAGGGCCCUCACCCCUUCUUUCGAAUUAGGGGGUGAUUUAUGGGCACAGCAGGCAAGGGCAGUGUUCCCCAUUUCCUUGGGGCAACAAGGGAGGCUGCCUACUCCCAUAACAGCCUCUUAAUUACCCCGUGUGGGUCGGAGAGAUGGUAUUGUCGGCCAUCUUCCAAUGCGCCCCCUAGUGGCCCCCCAAUUGCCUUCUAAAUACGGUCCACGGACGGUCCGGGAAUCAGGGUGUUUUUACAUGAGUAGAAUGUGUCCUUUUAUUUAAAAUGCAUCUCUGGGUUAUUUGUGGGGCAUAGGAAUUCAUUCAUUUCCCCCCAAAAAAAUAUAGUCUGGCCCCCCACAAGUUCUGACGGACAGUGGACUGGCCCCCUGCUGGAAACAUUUGCUGACCCCUUACUUGGAGGGUUUUGCAGAAAUUUAGGCUGCUGCAUCAUUGUAUCUGGACUGGGAGUGGCCGCCAAGACCACAUAACACCAGUCCUGAAAGACCUACAUUGGCUCCAAGUACGUUUCCGAGCAUAAUUCAAAGUGCUGGUGCUGACCUUUAAAGCCCUAAACAGCCUCGGUCCUGUAUACCUAAAGGAGCAUCUUCACCCCCAUUGUUCAGCCCAGACACUGAGGUCCAGUUCCGAGGGCCUUCUGGCGGUUCCCUCCCUGCGAGAAGUGAGGUUACAGGGAACCAGGCGGAGGACCUUCUUGGUAGUGGCUCACACCCUGUGGAAUGCCCUCCCAUCAGAUGUCAAGGAAAUAAACAACUCUCUGACUUUUAGAAGACAUCUGAAGGCAGCCCUGUUUUUGAAGAAGCAGCUCUUCAUGUCUCUUCCUUCCCCUCCCUCAUCUUGUGUAUGUUCCCAGGUGACACAGGGGAGAUAAAAUCCGAGGUACGAGAGCAGAUCAACGCCAAGGUCGCCGAGUGGCGAGAGGAGGGCAAGGCCGAGGUGAUCCCAGGGGUGAGUCCUGUUUUAGAGCGCGUGUUGCACCCUCCGCUGCUCUCUUCCAUGCUUUCCUCUGGUUUGAGUGUUUUGCUGGGUGGGCAAUGCCAUUCUCCUCCUUUUUCCCCCAUUUCCCUUCCAGGUAUUGUUCAUUGACGAGGUCCACAUGCUGGACAUUGAGUGCUUCUCCUUCCUGAACCGGGCCCUGGAGAGUGACAUGGCACCUGUCCUCAUCAUGGCUACCAAUCGAGGCAUCACCAGGUUGGCAGAGUUCACCAUGGGGUGGGGCAUGGCACCAUAUCACCGGGCAGUCGGGCACUGGCCAUGGUGGCGUUUUGGCAGCUGACUAGUUGCUGAUCAGAAUCCCAUUUCUCAGUGACCCAGGCAAUGACGUAAUUCUUCCAUGCCUCCUGUAGCUAACUCUGCACCUGCCAUGAGGCAGAGCACACAAGCUGGGCAGAACACCGAAACCUCUUUUUUUGCUUCUGAAAAUCCUAGCCAGGGCCUUAUUCACUGGCAGAGGCCCCUAAGCCGGGCUAGAGAUGGGCUUUUCCUCUGCAGUCAAGAAGGCAGGCAGGGUGUUGUUAGACAAGGGCACAGUGGGAGGAUGCCUUGUGGUUGGGAUGGGGAGACUGUGAGCGACAUCUGCAGAGGCACCGGCACCCCACUUCUAGAGGGGAGGUGAUGGAGAUGCCAGCCAUCGCUGAUGAAGUCACAGCUAGAUUGCUGGAAAGCUGUUGGUAUUUAAGUAAGUGGUUUUUGAAGGCAUGGCUCUAUGUCACUGGACUGAAUGCAGCAGCGAUAUGGAGGACCUGUCCUGCAUACAGGGAGAGGCUGGGAGGAAUAUGCCUGCUGCCUAGAGGAGAUUCCUUGCCCCCAGGUGUCAGGGAAUGGUCUGAAUCAGAGAUUGGGGAAUGCAUUCUCGGGCAGAUAAGCUCCUCUUUGAAGAGGAGGAGGGGGAGAGGGAAGAUUUGCCCCCCUUGUUUCCAGUGGUUUCAGGAGCAGAGAGAGACACAGACACUGAGCAGCUUCAACAGGAGUUGCCUAGUUAUGAGAUAACGGGGAGAGAAACAGGAGGGAGGGAACAGCCAGCAGAGACGUCAUUAGAGGGUGUGGGGGACAUAGCUGUCAACUUUUCCCUUUUCUUCGAGGAAUCCUAUUCGGAAUAAGGGAAUUUCCCUUUUAAAAAGGGAAACUUUGACAGCUAUGGUGGGGGACCCUCCCUCCCCAAGAACUAGGAAGUCCGUCCAUAUUAGAGAACAAAGAAUGCAGAGGAGGAACUUUCUGUUGGCACCCAGGAUGUUGCGGGAGAUGGAAGGGGGAGGAUUUAGAGUAGCCAACUGCUCUCCUUGUGGAGAGAUGUGGAUUUUUGCUCACAGUCACCUCUCCGCUCCUCCACAUGCAGCUGCUGGGUGACCUUGGGCCAGCCACACUUCUUUGAAGUCUCUCAGCCCCACUCACCUCACAGAGUGUUUGUUGUGGGGGAGGAAGGGAAAGGAGAUUGUUAGCCGCUUUGAGACUCCUGAAGGGGAGUGAAAGGUGGGAUAUCAAAUCCAAACAGCCAGAUGACGGAAUAAAAAGGACUAUAAAAUAUAAACUGCUCGUUAAUUCUUGUCUGUGAAGUUACCGAAGGGAGGGGAGUACUCUCCACGCCUGACACCAGGCUGGCAGGAACGGAGGUCCUUCAGCCGCCUCUCAUUCUGGGUCUGUCCUCUCCGAUGCAGGAUUCGUGGCACCAACUACCAGAGCCCCCACGGCAUCCCCAUUGACCUCCUGGACCGCAUGCUCAUCAUCUCGACCUCCCCUUACAGUGACAAGGAGACCAAGCAGAUCCUUAAAAUCCGGUGAGCCAGAGGGAGCUUGAGGGCGCAGCAGUUCCUGCCUCGGAGGGAUGCUUCCACCCUGCCCGUCUUACCGCAUCACAGUUUUGCUGUUCCGGCGUCUCGCCCUGCGCUGUGGAAGCUUUCCUUAUUCUGAGCUGGAAUAUCUCUUGCAGGUGUGAGGAGGAGGAUGUCGAGAUGAACGAAGACGCCUACACUGUGCUGACGCGCAUCGGCUUGGAGACCUCCCUGCGCUAUGCCAUCCAGCUCAUCACAGCCGCCAGCUUGGUGUGUCGCAAGCGGAAGGUGAGCUCUGGCACUAUGUAGAGUCCGGGGACUUCCAACAGGGCAGCACCAUUCCAGUGCUGCCAUUCUUCAAAAGGCCAAUAAAUCCUUACUUUUUCUCCCUCUCUUCUCAGCAUGACCCACAGCUUGCAAGAACACCCUACUUGUGCCCGUGUGUGUGUGUGCAUAUCAUGAGCUUCAUUUUCCAUAAAUAAUAAUUAUUAUUAUUUAUUACUUAUACUCCACCCAUCUGGCUGGGUUUCCCCAGCCACCCUGGGUGGCUCCCAACAGAAUAUUAAAAACACAAUAAAACACCAAACAUUAAAAACUUCCCUAAACAGGGCUGCCUUCAGAUGUCUUCUAAAAGUCAGAGAGUUGAUUAUUUCCUUGACAUCUGAUGGGAGGGCGUUCCACAGGGCGGGUGCCACUACCAAGAAGGCCCUCUGCCUGGUUCCCUGUAGCUUCACUUCUCACAGUGAGGGGACCGCCGGAAGGCCCUCUGAGCUGGACCUCAGUGUCCGGUCAGAAUGAUGGGGGUGGAGACUCUCCUUCAAGCGUCUAUCCCAUUGUUCUAAAAAGGUCUAUCCCAUCCUUCUAGUGCCUGUGUGCUAUGCUUACAACCAUUUAAAAUCCCCACUGUCUUAAAAAGCGAUCAGAAGCAGAGGGGCACAGAUUACCAACUGCAUCUGCUCCUGGAUUGGAGAUGGAAGCAAGAAUGUUUUGGUGCCGUUAGGGCAGCAUUUGCCAACGUGGCUCCCUCCUGAUGUCUUGGACUGCCAACUCCCAUGAUGGGAGGUGUGUUGGGAGCUUAGAGCAGGCAUAGGCAAACUUCGGCCCUCCAGAUUUUUUGGGACUACAAUUCCCAUAAUCCCUGUCCACUGGUCCUGUUAGCUAGGGAUGAUGGGAAUUGUAGUCCCAAACAUCUGGAGGGCCGAAGUUUGCCUAUGCCUGGCUUAGAGAGUCAGUGGGAUCUCUUUAUCAAGAUCCCUAAGCUCUUGGAGAAGAGUUGAGGGGGGGAGGCAUAAAACUAGAAGCGUUUGGAAGCCCAGAGUAGUCCUCAGUUUUCAUUUCCAGGACUAGUUGGAGGGAGUUGUCUGGAGUGGUGAAACUUUGCUGGAGUUUGUGUUGUGCUCUUCUCCUGCUGGGAGCCCUGACCUCUCUCCCUCCCCAUUCACAGGGCACAGAGGUUCAGGUGGACGACAUCAAGCGCGUGUACUCGCUGUUCCUGGACGAGUCACGCUCCACUCAGUACAUGAAAGAGUACCAGGAUGCCUUCAUGUUCAAUGAACUCAGUGAGUAACAAUUUGAGGCAAAGGGAUGUGUGGGUUGAAAACCUCCUCCAGUCGGGAGCUAGGACCUGGUCAUCCUCGCUAGAGCUUUUGAAGUGUAUGUAGGACUUUUGCAGCAGAAAAACGCAGGAGGCACUUGGAAAAAAUGGAGAGCUCUGCUUUCGUCAAGGCCAGUAAAGGACAAGAACAGAGCAGUUGAAUUCCUUUAGAUCCGUUUGGGGAACUUCAAGCCCAGGGCCAAAUAAAGAAGCCCUCUCUAUCUGACGGGAGUCGGGAGAAGGUCAGCAAGAACUCACAAGGUGUCAGUGAAGUUAACAGCAACUCUUCCCAGUAGGCCUUUCCCCAACGAGGCAGCUGUAGAGAUUCAAAGGUCCCUGCCUUCCCACAGCUCCCUAAGUCUCUUCCUCCUCCUGGGUCCUUCCCAAGCAACCUGAGACUUCUCCGCCUUCUCUGUCUCUGCUCCAUCCUCUUCAUCCCUCUUCAGGUUCUAGGAGACCAGGUGGAGGGGAGCUUGUCGCAGCACGAGGGGGAGACACCUUGGCUUCUUCACCAGCCUGCCAUAUAUCUGCUUCUUGGCUCCCCAUCCUCUCCUGCCUCCACUUGCUGCUUCUGGACUGCUCUCUGCCACAGACUCUCCCUACUCACUAAGCCGGGUUACCUCUUCAGCUUCCAACGCCUCCUCUUCCCAGUCUUCUCCAACCACUCAUCAUUGUCUCACCACCAGUCCCUGGGCUCUGAGCCUACUUCCCUUAGGGGUUCCCCAGCUGGUGCCUUCCACCACUCCUCUGCACCCAGCCACUCUAUGACACUGACCCUCAGGAGUCUCCCAGGGCCAGGUCCUUCACAAGCCCUGCUUGUGAUCACCUUCAUCCAGUAAUAAUAAUAAUAAUAAUAAUAAUAACAACAAUUUGCUAUUUAUACCCUGCCCAUCUGGCUGAGUUUCCCCAGCCACUCUGGGCGGCUCCUAAUCGAGUGUUAAAAACAAUACAGCAUCAGACAUUAAAAACUUCCCUAAACAGGGAUGCCUUCAGAUGUCUUUUAAAAAUAAGAUAACUGCUUAUUUCCUUGACAUCUGAUGGGAGGGCGUUUCACAGGGUGGGCACCACUACCGAGAAGGCCCUCUGCCUGGUUCCCUGUAACCUCACUUCUCGCAAUGAGGGAACUGUCAGAAGGCCCUCAGCGCUGGAUCUCAGUGUCCAGGCUGAACGAUGGGGGUGGAGACGCUCCUUCAGGUAUACAGGACCGAGGCCGUUUCGGGCUUUAAAGGUCAGCACCAACACUUUGAACUGUGUUUUUUUUUGCUUCACUUGAAUACAUUCUGCAACUGUGAUAUUGCCUCUUGCCUGACCAAUUUCCCCUCUGGCUUUGACCACCAAGUGGUAUGUGGCCCCCAUAAGGUUGUGCUUCUCAGGCAGAAAAGCACUGCCGCCCCCUGAUUUAGAUCCUUGUUUUGAGGCGAUCCUCAAAUGCACAUUCCGGUUUGUUAAGAUGUAACUUCAAAAUGCCUACUGCAGCGCUUCUGUCAAAAAUGACAGGCAUGGGUUGAGUCCUCUUCUUCCCCCACCCCCUUCCCAAAAUGUUUGGGCAGACUUUUUAGUGUUGCUGCCUCUCGGUCAGCCAAUAACGCAGUGCAGAGUGGAGAAAACUUCCCAGGCAAGUCUGACUUGAAAAAGCAGGCGAGGAAGGAUACUUGACGUGGGAAUGCUGUUCUUGGCAAUGGGUAGCACUGAGCAUAUGAUUCUGCCUUCAAUCCACGCUGAAAAAUCUUCAAAGGACGUCGAGCCCCAGUUGCAGAGUACGAUGUCAAUUCACAGGACGGGUUCAGUACUGCAUCUGCAAAUCCACUGAAAAGUCAAGUUGCACAACAGUAAUGAUGCUUCUCAUAAUUGACAGGGGGCAAGAAUAAGCCUGGUUUUUGCUUUUUGUUCCGCGGUUAUUGGUGCAGUGUUCAUUGACCAACGUAUGCUAAUGGCUUGGGACCCAGAAAGUUGGUUCUUCUGGGGAUGAGUGGUGAUGACACUGGGCGACUUUCAUAGGAUCAGAAUUACGAAGUACCUGUGGGGCGGGUAGAAGAUAAUCCUCAACUGUUUGAUUGUUGUGCACUGCAUAGGGUAGGCCUUCCUGCUCUUAAUCCCCUCCUAUUCCUCCCAAUCCUCUGUCCUCAGUACCUGCAAGAGACGCAUGCAAGUAGGAAAAUAAUGAAAGUGUGAGUAAAGCAGCGUUUGCUUUUAGUUUGAAAGCACGGAGGUCGCAGUGCAGCAGUUGCUCCCCCGGUAGCCUAGCGAGUAACCCAAUUUGGGCAGGGGGUGGCAGAGAGAUAGCAGGAACUUCCAAAAAUUGUGGUGGUGCAUUCCCUCCCCCCUGCAUUUCAGUAGACUUCCCACCUGCUCUGGCAGCUUUGCAGUUGUACUUGCCCUUGAGAGCUUUCUGCUCCCUCUCCUUGCCCAGAGGUCCCCCAUUUGUGCCCUACGGCUUUCUAGGCCAGAGUGGAGUGCCAAGCUAGCAGCACACAGUCAGCUACUGGGGAGGAGUUAACCAUCCCACUCACGUGUUGACCACCUUGUGAUCAAUGCUAUUAGCUGCCUUUGCCAGGAAGGCAGUUCAACCUACAUCACGGGCAUGCAGAGAGAUUGUUUCAAGUCCUCUGGUACCUCUUCUGUGUGGGGUCUCUGUCAGCUUGAAAGCUUACAACUGGGGACUCUUAAAAUUCACAAGUGGCAGGGAUGAUGUUCUUUGUUUUACGGAGGAAGACCUCUUUGAGAUCCUCUUUUUUGGGGAGGCGGGGAGUGUGUUCUUCCAUCUUGAACUCUUGCACCCGCUUUUUGUUUUCCAGAGGGAGAGACCAUGGACACGUCUUGAUGGGCGUCCUCGUCAUACCUGCCUCAGGUUGUGUGUGUGAAUGGAUGUUCUUGUAUUAUUAUUUUGUAAAAUAAACCUUUUGGAGAAUUCCUGCUGUGAUUACAGUGGUAAGGCAAGCAGCAGCAGAAUGAGGGGCAGUCUGGUGUUUCAGCAAACGUUUUAGCCUUCUUUGCCUUGUGCAGUAAAUGGAAAGGGCCUCUUUGGAGCUGCGUACUCUGUGGCUCAUACAAAAGAAUGUGAUGCUUUCAAGUACAUUUCAGUGCUCAACUUCACAUUUAAUUUUGUCACCCUUUCUUAAUCUGGUGCGGAACGUUGGCUCUGCUGAGGGGCAGGGAAUAAGUAUAACCAGACUAGAGCUUUUCUAAAGCAAGAGCUAAUUUGUCACCAGUCUUUUAUCCUUCUCCAACUGUUCCCUAUAGUUCUAGGCAUGCUAGCCCAAGAGCAGAAUUGUUUCCAAAAACAAGUCUUAAUGUAAAUUCCCCGUUCUGGCUUUAUUUGGGUGACAAAGAGAUCUAUAGCUCUCACCUGAAAAAUAAGAGGACAAUUGUUUGGGUUCCAAAACUUUUAUUUCUCAUGGUUUCUAAAAUGCCUUUUCACAGGGGAAAAGGGAAUCCUAUUAUAUAGUCUCCACUCCCAUUUUCAAACAGCCUGAGGACGUUCUAUAGCCCAAAGCGAGGGUCCCCUUUGACCAGCAGGGGGAGCCAUCACACUUCAUAAGUAUACCUUUCUUUGGCAACAGAGAGGUACAUUUCGAAAAAAAGGCUCUGUCAGAUGGGUGCAAAUAGCAGGACAGUGUCAUCCCUCAGAAAAUUGCCGGUAAAGUGACUCUAGUUGAGAAUCUGCAAACUGAGGCACAAAGUGAAUCUUGAGGAUUUCAGAGAAACCCUCGUCCAACGAUGGUUCCACAAACUUAUUCCUAGCAGAAAGAGAGAGAGAGAGAGAGAGAGAGAGAGAGAGAGUUUUAAGUGAUGUUUCAGAGAUGCAGCCUAUUCAGUCCUCAGCCUAUUUUUUGGAACUAAGUUAGUGUUAAGUGCAUAUAUUUUUACUUGGGUGUUUCAUGGCGAAACUUAAAAAUGAAAAUGGACAUGGGGAGAAGUGUCUAAUCCCCCACAGUACAUCUCAGGGUUGAAGUUCAAAACAGGCCAUUUCCCCUUUGUUUCUACACAAACCACCUUGAGAGCUAGUAGUUUGUUUUUAUCAAGUGAGAGCUGGGUGAUGGGAACAUGCAAUAUUUGUGCAUAACAAACACAACAAAAUAUAGUUUGUUCAACGCAAGUGUACAAUUCUGCUUUCUUCAUUCUUUAGCGGGUGACGGCUAGCUGCCAAAGAAAUCAGGGUGGCGGUACAGAAACAGCCUUCCCCAUCAGUGGCCGGACCUACAUUUGGGGGGCCCUGAAGCUUGAACUGUUACUGGGGGGGGGGGGGCCUCGCAACCAGCAACGAGGUCUGGGCAACCACCACUGCUAUCUUCUUCAAUGGGGUUGUUCUACGACAGAUCGUCACACCUUUACAAUAUCUGUGCUACUGACUCUCAAAACUUUGGGACUGCUGAAGAAUAUACAACAAAAAAUCAAUUUGAGUUGUGCGACUCAGAUUGGGUCUACUAGAAAUGUUAAGCAACAUGGCCUAAAGUCGCUUCUGGGGCCAUUGGGAUUAGGGCCCCCAAAGCUUAAGAUUCAUUAGUUUCAUAGGAGCUGCACCCUUUUCCCCUCCUCAUGCCACUACAAGCUUCCCUCCCUCCUAUAAGUAAUUCAGAAACUCACUUAUAACUGUUCAGGACGAUAUCAUUCACGGGCACAUGCCCCUUUUCCGUCAUUUCCCGGAACUGAAAUGAAGAAGAAAAAGAGGUUGCUCUCUAGUCAUUCUGGGGGCUGCUUAUUUGAACAAGACAUGGGGAUGUUCCCCUUGGGGGCAAGCUGGCUGGUGUCAGAGCAUGAAGAAACGAGGAGGAUCCACUUCAGAAGUGCUUCCCACAGCACACAGUUAAUCUGCACUGGCCAAUAGCCUACACAGCUAGCAAAGAGGACUGGGUAAGUUCAUGAAGGAUGUGCUUUGAUUAGACACAACAGAAAGACAGAAGGAAACAAAACAAAACACGGGGGGGCAGCACUAACUGGAAAGAGACAAAGGGAAACUCCAGGAGCUUGGGGGCACAUGUCAAGUAGCAAUCUAUUUAAAACGUGUCCCGUCCCUCCCACAACACAUCAGAGUAAACAGAAAUCCAGACUUCACUUUCAGAGUAGUUUCGGCUACAGUUGUACCUUGGUUCUCAAACGCCUUAUGACUCGGAAUGUUUUGGCUCCCGGGUGCUGCAAACCCGGAAGUGAGUGUUCCAGUUUGCGAACGUUUUUCAGAAGCUGAACGUCCAACACAGCUUCCAAUUGAGUCCAGGAAGCUCCUGCAGCCAAUCGGAAGCCGCGUCUUUGUUUUCAAAAGUCAGACGGACUUCCAGAACGGGUUCCGUUCGUGAACCAAGGUACAACUGUAUAAGAUACGGCGGGUUAAGAAUGCUGUACAUCACUUCUGAGAGAGGCUAUUCAUAAACAGAAGAGGUACACGUCACAGUCUUAGGUUGCUGAGUUAAAGCAGGAAUGAAGUAACUUUUUUGGCGGUGGACCACAUGCCAGUGAUGUGCCAGAAAUGGGUGCUCCCUCCAUGUCACAUGACAUUAGGUUGAGGGUCGCAGAUGCCUCAACCCUUAACAAUUUGGAAAAGCAGGGGCUCAAAUCCAGCCAUCUCUCCUAAAUCCCAGGGCUCUCAUUUACUAAACUAUUGACACUGUCCAUCAGGGCACUUCUCCAAAGACAGGUGGCUCCCUAACAAACCAAGGUCUCCCAUGAGUCACUUUGUGGUACAGCUCUCCGAUAAAUAGGCAUCUCCAGCUCUGGGAAGGGGCAGCCUGACAGUUUGGCUAAUGAUAAGGCUGACUAUACGAGAGAGAGAUGGAGAGAGAGAAAUCCUUUUGCAGUCUUGAUUUAUUUCUCCAGAACCGGGGUGAAAGCAGAAGAGUGGGGAACACGAGUUCAAACAGGUGAUCUGGUCCCUCCUCUGGAGAAAAAGAGGCAGAAGCUUUUUGAUAACUUUCCUAACAAACUACUCACUCUGUUGUUGUGCUUGGCUUGUUCCAAUGAAGCAGUGAACAGGAAACAGCGGCAGGGAACGCCGGCUUCCUUGGCGCACUCAAUAUACCUGGUGGGGGGGAAAGGGCACAAUGGUUUUUUAGAGAACUUUGGAAGCCUCCUGCCUGCUGGAUGAGCAACAUCACCACAUCUGGUGACCAGAGAAGCCUCACCUGGAUCUUGAUUCCAAGUCCGGAUUGGUGUUGUCCACUAUUACGCUCUUCCCUGCCUGCAGUGCUGCUUGGCAUGUGGCCACACACUUCUGCCAUGAGCCAAGUGUGUCCUGUAAGGGGGAGUGGGAGAAGAUGGGUUAGAAGAGAGGAGAGGAGGAGGAAGAAGACAGGCAGGACCAUCCUCUUGAAUUCAGCAGGACUUACUCCCAGGCAGCCGACGUCUCCUACUUACCCGGUUGGCAUAGGCGUAACCAGCAGAGGCCAAAUGUCGCUUCAAAAAAGUUGACUUGCCAGCUGGAGCGAGAGAAGAAGACGGUGGUGUUAAAAGCAGUGUUAGAAUCUGAGAUAUGAAAGCAAGGAGCUAAAUGGCACCUUAAGCCCAGGUUGUGGCUGCAACAGCGUAAUGUCCAGGCACACUUUUUUUUAAUAACAAGAAUACAUAGCUGAAAAUGAAUGAACUGCAGCUAAAAUAUUAUGUUCAUUUUUUCACAUGGUCUAGUCCUCCUUCCCCUGCCCACCCCCCUAAUAUUCUUAAGAGGGUCUCUUCUCCAGUCUUCAGAGAGUGGCUUGAAGUGGGGAGGCAGAAAAAGGUCCUCCUUUCCUUCCACUCUGCAGUUUUAAUCUGAAAUCGUAGGCGCAGUACUGCUCCCAGAGCUCAGAAACUGCUCGCGCUACUGAAAUUCCCUGUCGAAAAAUGCGCCGAGAGCAAUCGGAGUUUUGAACUCUGGUUAAAAGAUAAAAUGGUAGAGCAGCGUUUCCCAGGGCUUUUUGACCCAACAUCAGUUGUGGCACCGUACACUUUGCUAGAAAUAUUUACAUCCAUCUCAAAGGUCCCUGCUGCAGACAUAGCUUUGAUACUCUGCAACAUUGUCCUCGCAGCAUCCCUGACUAUCACAAGGCCCUCCUUUUCUUUCUGAACUAGCUCUUUAAUUGGGAGCACCGCCAUUACUAGGAGAUGUGUUCUUUGUUCUCUCGCUGUGUUUCUAACUGGUAAGAAGACUCCUUUUCCUUUGUUCUGCUUAUCUAUUGCCACGGGGGAGGAAGCUGGUUCCCUGAAGCCUGACAUCCAAUUGGGCUGUUAGUAAAGGUGCCUUAUUCCACAAUUCUACUGCUCUGUAGCAUAAGCCUCUCUAGCGAAAGCACAGCCCCAUCAUUCCGAGCCCAAUUCCCCCCAGCCUUUUGACCAGGGGUAGACAACCUAAGGUCUGGGGGCCGGAUGCGGAUCAAACACCUUCUAAAUCCGGCCCACGGACGGCCCGGGAAUCAGCGUGUUUGUACACGGGUAGAAUGUGUCCUUUUAUUUAUUUAUUUAUUUAUUUUUAAAAUUCUUUUUAUUAAUUUUCAUAAGCAAACAGAAAAACAAAACAACCGUAC
Molecule: messenger RNA, 20447 nt
Organism: Podarcis lilfordi (Lilford's wall lizard)
Lineage: Eukaryota; Metazoa; Chordata; Lepidosauria; Squamata; Lacertidae
Source: the annotation of a GenBank genome assembly